UAAGUGAUUUACGAUUUACUUAACUGAUUGUGAUGAUGAUAUUUCAACAUUGCUCUGACAGUGUGGUCGGUGACGCUUUUUUUGACGUGUUUUACACUGUUUAUUUACUAAUUUAUAAAAGUUUGUGGAGUUUAAAUUUUAAUUAUUCAUCUGUUACAGUGAUAGAUAAUAAUGGAGUGCCCAUGAAGAUGCCUCCGCGAUUGUCUGCGCGCCGGCUGUGCCUAGCAAUCUUCUUCUUCGGAGGUGUGACAGUUUUGGUGACUUUACAUCAUCGUAUGACAUGGUCUUCUACAAAAUCUAGAAUUCCUUCAGAAGACGACGACGAAACUUUAAUUCCUACAACAUUACCACCAGUACCUUUAGCCGAAGAACAUGUCACGGAGCAACUCUCGAAAAGCGCCGAAAAAGCGUGGUUUUUCAACGGAGGAACCGAGUUCCCCACCGCCAGUAAAGGACUUCCAAGGCUAUUCCCUGAUCAAACCGAUGGGGAUAGAGUUAUCGAUCAGCUUAUGUAUGUGCCAGAAGAUUAUAAAGGAUUUGACAGUCCGGAAAAAGUAAUACUCGCUUAUAAUGGUCUGGGCGCAUGGGGCCAGAAAUCUGGGUCUGGGAGUUUCCAUGGAUGUCCUGUGAACCGAUGUAGCUUAAGCGACGAUCGAAGCAAAGCCGCCGAUGCUGACGCCAUUUUAUACAAAGAUCACUUUAUUCAUCCCUCAGUGCCCAGACCUGCAAAUCAAGUAUGGAUAAUGUAUUUUUUGGAAUGCCCGUAUCACACACAAAGUAUUAAAUUUCCUGAUGUUAUCAACUGGACAGCAACCUACCGAAGAGAUAGUGAUUUAGUCGCUCCAUAUGAAAGAUGGACAUAUUUUGAUACGCAGGUUCGUCAGAAAAUGCAAAAUCGUGAUUACAGCGCUAACAAAACCAAAAAAGUUGCUUGGUUCGUAUCGAACUGUGGUGCGCGCAAUGGUAGAUUAGCCUAUGCACGCGAGCUUUCCAAAUAUAUCUCAGUGGAUAUAUAUGGUAGUUGUGGACCUUUAAAGUGUCCUCGUUCGGAUAAAAAAUGUUUCGAAUUACUAGAUCGAGACUACAAGUUUUAUUUAGCAUUUGAAAAUUCCAACUGCCGUGAUUAUAUCACCGAAAAAUUUUACGUUAACGGUUUAGGGCAAAACGUAUUACCCAUCGUAAUGGGCGCUCGUCCAGAAGAUUAUCAAAGAAGUGCUCCAGAAGGUUCUUAUAUUCACGUAGAUGAAUUUGCUGGCCCUGCGGAGUUAGCUGCAUAUUUACAUAGACUGGAUAAAGAUAAUACACUAUACAAUUCCUACUUUAAAUGGAAAGGGACUGGACAGUUCAUCAAUACAUAUUUCUGGUGUAGACUUUGUGCAAUGUUGCAUGCACCUCGAGUACAUAGACAUUAUGAAGAUGUAAAUGACUGGUGGAGAGGACCAGGAGUCUGCUCUGCUAAAUCUUGGAGAAACGCUGAUUUUGCGUAGACGCACAUAAUUAGUAUUUAUUACUACUUGCCGAGUCAGUUCAUUGUUGUUUUGUUGUACAAAUGUAAGUUAUUAGUGAUUUAUUAAGUUUUUAUUACA
Molecule: messenger RNA, 1586 nt
Organism: Zophobas morio
Lineage: Eukaryota; Metazoa; Arthropoda; Insecta; Coleoptera; Tenebrionidae
Gene: FucTA
Product: glycoprotein 3-alpha-L-fucosyltransferase A
Exons: 4
Coding region: 33-1487 (484 amino acids)
Cellular component (GO): membrane
Molecular function (GO): fucosyltransferase activity
Source: RefSeq, a predicted model, not a curated record